GCCGGCACACAUUUUACCAGAUGUCGCUGCGAUCGACGAGGCUCGAACGCGUCAAUUGUUAUUUCUGUAAUUUUCGCAGAUAUUUUCGCUCUCGCUACGCCGGUCCACGGCACGUCCGAGAGUGGAGCACCCGCGCUCCUGGUUGCCGAGGUUGCCGAGUAACAGUUCUCGUUGCUAAAAGAAAGGAGAAAGAUGAGCAAGCAUCAUACGCACGAAAUGAGCGAACAUCCGGAGGUGCAGUGGGCUCUGGAGUUGCUCAAGCCAGAUCCCAAUAAUGAUCCCGGUGUUAUGUCAAAGUACGCGCCGGAGGCGGUGUGUGUGUCGAGCGGCUUUGCCAUUCCGUCGCUGUCGAAUAUGUUUAAUAACAGGCCGUUCUACGCCGGAAUACAGAGGCAUGUCCUCUUCAUGAUAGGGGGAUAUGUUGUGGCGCAAAUCUCGAAGAAGCUUCUUGACGAUUUCCAAGCGGAACGUGACACCAAACUGAGAGAUUAUAUCAUACGACACCCGGAACUCUUUCCCGAGCCAGAGCGUGUAAAGUACAGUCAACUGUUGCAGGAGUGGGUCCCGGUGCGUUAGUUCUCCAAGACUGUUUGAGGUGAUUGCACCAUCUCGAUUGUGGACAGUCGUGCGGGCAGACGUGCGUUCUGACGCAAUGAAUGUAGACAUAUUGUACAUACACUUAAAAAAAUACACGUGUAAAUUAUAUAGCGUUUCGGCUAAAACGAAAACAAGACGCCAUUUAAAGUAAGAUAAACAAGAUAAUGUGUAUAUAUAUAUAAGGGUGAUCAUUUCAAGCUGCUCUGCUAUCUAGAAAUAAAAGGCGGAUUGUUUUUUUUU
This is a messenger RNA of Vollenhovia emeryi, 837 nucleotides long. RefSeq names its product NADH dehydrogenase [ubiquinone] 1 subunit C2 (gene ND-B14.5B). The coding region runs from base 193 to 576 and encodes 127 amino acids. Lineage: Eukaryota; Metazoa; Arthropoda; Insecta; Hymenoptera; Formicidae. Gene Ontology annotation, biological process: mitochondrial electron transport, NADH to ubiquinone. Gene Ontology annotation, cellular component: mitochondrial inner membrane. The transcript has 3 exons. The record is from RefSeq and is a predicted model, not a curated record.